Paramormyrops kingsleyae is the source of this 2723-nucleotide messenger RNA. Lineage: Eukaryota; Metazoa; Chordata; Actinopteri; Osteoglossiformes; Mormyridae. The record is from RefSeq and is a predicted model, not a curated record.
UAGUAGGCCUACACCUUUUACAUUGUCCUUUUCACCGAGUUUAUUGGAAUUUGCCAAUCCCAUGUUUUACAUUUGCAUUUAUUUUAAGUUGGGGCGUUUCACUAACUUUGGUAAAGGUACAAAUAAAAGACAACCAGGUUACAAUCCAACAAUAAACAACAUGAUUUCAGCUUUUAAAAUGUUCCGAUUGAGCCGCAAAGUUAUGCUAAGCUCUUGCUUUAGUCUGUUAUAUAUUUUCCUCAUGAACGAUUUUAGAUCGCUUUCGUGGUGUUUUUCAAACGUAAAAAUGCCCCUGUGGCAGCCCACAAAGACCGCGCAGAGACCACCUACUCAGAUUACAGACCUACUUCUUUCGAAAAAUGAGGAAGCGACACCAUGAUAGCCGCUAAGAUAAACUGACCAAAAGGAAGCAGGGACGUGCGACAACUUCAUGGAAUUCCGGAUUCGCAGGCUCCCUACACAGGUGUCAUACAGCAUCACCAAGGAAUCCAGCAAGGACAACGUAGCUUCUCUGAAGAGUAGCCUCCUGUCAAGCCAGAUCAGUUUUUGUAAAGGAUGGAAGGAGAUGAAAAUGGCAUCAGCUGUUCACCCUGGCAGUAUUCAGCAGGAUUAUUCUCACAGGGAAAGUAGUUUGGAACCAGCUAUGAGCUGCACAGUUCUCCAGAGAGCAAACCCAUCGCAGUCCGUUGGUAUGAGUCCAGUUCCCUUGGAUUUACCGCUGGUUGAUGCCAAGGGCUCACCAAAUGUUGGUUUCUCAUCCAUCACCUUCUCAGCACGCAUGGUGCCCCAGGCCAUAAACACAUCACCCCUGGAGAGUCCGGCCGCAGAACCCAGAUUCCUGACCUUAACUCAUGGCGGCCAGUUGGCCCAAGACAAGUACUCUGCUACUACGGCCCAGGGAUAUUCCAUGGUAGACUGCGAUAGCAAGCCGUUCUUGAAUAAAAGACGUCCUGCCAGCAUAAAAAUGACAGAUCACAGGCAAAGCUAUUUCUUGGGCCAGAACGUCUGUGAAACAAGAGCACAUUGUGUCACCGAUGGAGAGGGCAAGGAGAACGCCCUCUCUGGUAUCUGGCAGCAGGAUAGCUGUGACUUCUAUGAGUCCUCAGCACAGUGUAGCUGCUGGACUUGUAGUCAUCUGGAGGUGUCGCUCAUGGCUGUGAACUCAGUCUUGUACCUGAACAGGGCACUGUCUGUUUCGCUGGGGAGAGGCACCAUGGAGCCCAGCAAGGCUGGUGUUUAUAGGUCUACCCUGUCACUGCGCCUCCAGAGCACAGCCCUUCACAGACAAGCCCUGAACUCUCCAGGGAGGGGAAAUGAAUUAGAAAGACCCAGGAGGCCGUCAGGCUUCCCUGGUGUGCGUGGGAGUCUGGAAUUCAAACCGGACACUGCGUCUCCAGCAUCAAUCCAACCAAGCUCAAGACUUAAAGACUCCGCUAACAACAUGACCUCGGAUUUAAACAUGUGCUGCUUGACGUCUGAAGUGUCACCUUCAGAGUCAAGGCACUUGUCCCCAGAGGCUUUAAGUCGAGAUCGAGCUGGAAACAAGAAGACAUGUCAAUGCCAAAAUUGUAGAGGGGGCACAGAGGAAGCUAACGAUGUAGCCCAAGUUGUGAAUGCUGGGAAUUCUGGGAGAGCACCGCAAGGUCAGAGAAAAGUUGUGAAAGGUCCAUACACUGCGUGGAGCGUGGACCACAUUUCAGAGACUCCCGCGUCCCUCUCUGUCAAGUCCAGCUGGAAAUUAGUGCUGCAGAAGACUGCUCUGAAUCCUCUUACUCUCAGGGAGGCCCUGCAGCUGUUUCGCCCAGACUUCAUCAGUCAUUCCCAGGACAGACUGAGAGCACUGGAGCGACGUGCCCUGGAGCGCAGGUCUGCUGUGUCCCCAGGCCAGGAAGUGGGGGGGGCACGGGAACGCCGAAGGAGAAAAUACACCAAGCCCCACCCACUGAGCGAUAACCUUUUCAAACCCAAGGAAAGAGUCAUCUCAGGGAAGGAGAUGCAGAGCCGAUCCAAGCGGAUAUACAACAAGCUGCCUGAAGUCAUGAAGAAGAAGGAGGAAGAGAAAAAGAAAAUAAUGUCCCAGACCAAUAGACUUCGGGUCGAGCUCUUUAAGAAGAAACUUCUAGAACAGGUUCUUCAGAGAACUCAUGACUGAAGAAGACUUAGAAGAGAAGAUAAUUCUGCCUUUCUGCUUCCAUGCACUUUCAGCCAACAUGCACUUUCAGCCAAGGACCUUGCCUUGAAAACACGGGAUAAGACCCAGGUAGAGGUUGGAGCACGUCAUGAAUGAAACUGGCCAACACCGGCACUCAUACGGUUGUUUUCUCCAGCCACAUGCAGUUGUGUUUAUUUGAUGGGACAUGUGAAAUCUUCUGAUCUGCUCAUGUCCCUUUGCCUGUCGGAGAUAAAUGCACCUCAUCUUGCUGGAAUGACAUUAUUCAACAAAAAUCUUUCAUUUUAGACCUAGUUGAUCUAAAAUUUAACAAAAACAGGGCACUGAUGCCAUAGGUUAAAAUUGAUCUACCACAUGUUUGGUUCUUUCAGUACAUUCUUCCUGUAUGUACAGUACUGCAAUUCCUUUUCCACAAUUAACUGGCACCUGAAGUGUUUGAAAUAAUUGGUAACGCUCUAUAGUAACUGCACCUUCAAAAGCAUUAAUUAUGCAUUCAUACAACACAGAGCACCUUCAUAAUGCAUUAAUAUAAUGCAUUAACAUGCCUUAACAG